Messenger RNA from Triticum urartu, 1146 nucleotides. Its product is annotated as ananain-like. Gene Ontology annotation, molecular function: cysteine-type peptidase activity. Gene Ontology annotation, biological process: proteolysis. NCBI's taxonomy places the organism in Eukaryota, Viridiplantae, Streptophyta, Magnoliopsida, Poales, Poaceae. The record is from RefSeq and is a predicted model, not a curated record.
AUGACUGGCCACACGCUCAGUUUCUCCACUUGUAGAUGUUCUUUGUUAGCGCUAUGUGUGCUCCUUGCCAUGAGCUGCCUGAUGCUAGCCGGCUGCUCUUCGGAGUCGUUGCCGACAAGUGAUGACGAGCACCCUGGCAAUCACCAUGAUCCGAUGAUCGACAGAUUCCACGCAUGGAUGACGGUGCAGAACAAAUCCUACUCCACGGCCGCUGAGAAGGUUCGUCGGUUCGGGCUAUACAGGAGGAACAUGAGGUACAUAGAGGCCGUGAAUGCCAAGGCGGCCACCUCUGGGCUCACGUACGAGCUUGGGGAGGGUCCCUUCACCGCCAUGUCAAAUCAAGAGUUCAUGGCGCUUUAUACCGGCCAGAUUCCGGAGGUUGAGCAUGGAGAAGAUGGUGAGCAAGAUGAGCAGAUUAUCGCCACCCAUGACGGCCCCGUGGGUCGCGCAGACACAAAUACUGUGUACACCAACUUCUCAGCGAGUGCGCCAUGGAGCAUCGACUGGAGGAAAAGAGGCGCCGUCACCCCCGUAAAAGACCAAGGGGAUUGCGGAAGUUGCUGGGCAUUCUCCGCGGCGGCGGCCAUUGAAGGAAUACACAAGAUAAAGAGAGGGAUUCUGGUGUCUCUGUCGGAGCAACAACUGAUAGACUGUGAUUUAGUUGAUGACCACGGUUGCAAUGCCGGCCUACCUAGCAAAGCCUUCCAGUGGGUCAAAACACAUGGAGAGAUCACCGCCGCAUCUUCCUAUAGAUACAAGGCAACCAUAGGUGGGUGCUUGACCAACCGUAAGCCGGCGGCAAAGAUCACUGGCUCAAUCCGAGUCAAGAGCAACAGCGAGGUGUCGCUGAUUAACGCUGUGGCGAUCCAACCGGUGGUUGUUUUGAUCUCAGUACAUGGCAGACAAUUCCCCCACUACAAGCGGGGCACCUACAACGGGCCAUGUGGUGCCGGUCUCAACCAUGCCGUCACCGUUGUAGGUUAUGGGCAACAGAUACAAAAUGGGCCCAGGUACUGGAUCGUGAAGAAUUCGUGGGGGGCGACAUGGGGUGAAAAAGGCUACAUUCGAAUGAAGAGGGGAACAAAAAAUCCAUCGGGGAAGUGUGGCAUUGCUACGAGCAUUCCUCGGAUCGAUCAGGCGGAGUAG